Macrobrachium nipponense is the source of this 486-nucleotide messenger RNA. Its product is annotated as splicing factor, arginine/serine-rich 19-like. NCBI's taxonomy places the organism in Eukaryota, Metazoa, Arthropoda, Malacostraca, Decapoda, Palaemonidae. Bases 1 to 486 code for a protein of 161 amino acids. The transcript is spliced from 4 exons. The record is from RefSeq and is a predicted model, not a curated record.
AUGAGGAACGCAGAAUUGCUGCAGGAGGAGGAGGAGGAGGAGGAGGAGGAGGAGGAGGAGGAGGAGGAGGAGGAGGAGGAGGAGGAGGAGGCGACCAAAGGACGGAAGACAAAGAGGAGGAAAGAGGAGGAAAUAGGAGGAGGAGGAGGAGGAGGAGGAGGAUUGGGGGUCUUGAGGGCGACGCAGCGACGUGUUGCGGAUAGGAAAAUGGACCAUAAUGCCCAGUCAAUUCUCCCUCCGCCUCCGCCUCCGCCUCCGCCUCCGCCUCCUCCUCCUCCUCCUCCUCAACCCUCGUGCACAGUUGUCAUUUUAAUUGCCUUCUACUCCUCCUUGUCUUUAAUCAGUAAGGAGAGGGAGAAUAAUGAAACGGUGCCAAGGAGGAGAGGAGGAGGAGGAGAGGAGGAGGACGAGGAGGACGAGGACGAGGAGGAGGACGAGGAGAAGGACGAUGAGGAGAAGGACGAUGAGGAGGAGGAGGAGGAGUAG